UAAUGUGGUCAGAGUUUAGACUCUGAUAUUAGAUUACACGUAGAACUGCCCAGAGCUUGAUUUAUACACAAACUGGUACUAACGACAAUAAUCAACAUAUCUUGUACAGAAACAGGAUCCGACCUCACUAUUAAACAUCUUAAAUUUGAUUAAUAAUUUGCUGACCAAACUGCACACGGUUUAUUCUAUCACCGUAAAUGUAUUCGGCAAUGACUUCCGCAUUACCAAAUUAUUAAAGCCGCAUUAUUAGCCAAUUACGGAAUGAGGCUUUUGUGACGUCUAUUAGAAAGGGUGGGACCUCAACCCGAGUAAACCAAUCAGAUUCGGACAGCAGCUAGCAAGUUUGUUUCAGCGAAAAGAACAGUGGCUGAGGGGGGAACAUGAUCCACAGCUAGCCGGUUAGAUUAGCUCGUUCAAGUCUACACACAAGUUGUAAGCUUUUACACGGUUGUUGUUUUUUUUUUGGCCACGUAAUUGCGUUUAGUUUAUAAUUCGCUUGCGCCGGUUUAAAAAAAUGCUUCCCGGGCUGUUUUCCGGGCUGCUGAGGUGAAGUGGGUGAUGGUGGUGGCGGUGGUGGUGUUGCUGAGUGCUGAGAGAGUCUCAAGCAUUCAGGAGGAGAACAAAUUACCUGAAGUCCAGCACCCUGCUGAGAAAGUGCCGACCGUCAAACCUGCAGUUCCAGCUGUCAGUCCAGACGAGCCUAGUAAAGGAAACCUGGGAUUUAUCCAUGCGUUCGUGGCGGCGAUUUCGGUCAUCAUCGUCUCCGAGCUGGGAGAUAAGACUUUCUUCAUUGCAGCCAUCAUGGCCAUGCGCUAUAACCGCCUCACCGUCUUGGCAGGGGCCAUGUUGGCUCUGGGUCUCAUGACUUGCCUGUCAGUCCUUUUCGGUUACGCCACCACUAUUAUCCCACGGAUCUACACCUACUACAUCUCCACAGCGCUGUUUGCCAUCUUCGGUGUGCGAAUGCUGAGAGAGGGGAUGAGGAUGAGCCCUGAUGAAGGCCAGGAGGAGCUUGAAGAGGUGCAGGCUGAGAUUAAGAAGAAAGACGAGGAGCUUCAGCGUUAUAAACUGGCCAACGGUGCUCCUGAUGUGGAGGCAGGAACGGCGUCGACCAUGUCGCCUCAGAGGAAGUGGCACCAUUGUAUCUCGCCCAUCUUUAUCCAGGCGCUUUCACUCACGUUCCUUGCUGAGUGGGGCGAUCGCUCUCAGCUCGCCACCAUCGUUCUGGCUGCACGGGAGGAUCCCUUCGGAGUGGCGGUAGGAGGAACUCUGGGACAUUGCCUCUGCACAGGCCUUGCUGUGGUCGGGGGAAGGAUGGUGGCUCAGAAAAUAUCAGUCAGGACCGUUACGAUCAUCGGAGGAAUCGUGUUCCUCGCCUUUGCUUUCUCGGCACUCUUCAUCAAGCCAGAUACUGGAUUCUGAAAGGAGGACAGACUUCUCGGCCUCUGUCUGUAAAUACCAGCUCCAUAAUGCUGUAUUCACAACGAUGGACUGUACACAAAGGCCACCAUCGAACGGUGGUGUGUGUGUGAACGUGUUACUGUUUAGACCCGGUCAAAGAUGCUGCAGUGGUUUUACUUUGGUUUGGUUUGUUUUGUUCCCCCCUCGUUCUGUGAUGAUGGUUCUUUAAUAGCGACUUAUUUUCCUUUACUUCUCUCCCCUGUCGCAUUUCUUUUGACUCUUUCAUACAGUUUUCUCUUGCCAACACAAUAAUGAUGCUGUGGCCAGAUUUAGAUAAAGAACUAUGUACAUCACUGUGUCUUUACACUCCUAGAAUGAUCCCAGGUUGCAAUGAAUACGAUCGCUAACCCAGACAUUAGAGAGGGUGAUAUUGUUCAGCAAUAAACGCAGCAAACGCCAAGCAAUUUUGAUGACUAGGUGCAUUAGGCUAAACGUUUAAUACUUUUUAGACCCUAUUCCGUUAGUGUUUUAUUCUGAAAACUUCACUAUUGUAGCGUUUGGGUUUGUCUCCCUGCUGGGACAAAAGCAGAGAGGUGUGGACAGCCAGUCCGAUCUCGCAAUUUAACAUCCUGGAUACCGUGGCCUGAAAAGUGUACACAAGGUGUAGGCGCUUUGUAUCCCGCCGGCUAUAUCUCGCACAAACUGGUGAUCACGACCGCACAAAUCUCAAGAGGCAAACUUCAGGAGCUAUGUCUUGGCAAAGCAACUCCAUUUGGGGCAAAAAAGGAUUAUGAUUUGGGUUUCAUUUGUCUUUUGAUCAUAUAAAGAAAUGUCCUGUAUUCCAGCUGUAUUCAUCCACACACCUCUCCUCAGCUUAGCUCUUUUAAGUGGCAAGCUUUAUUUUUAAAUCCAAUUUUUAAAUAAAUCCCUUUUCUAUGCGAUCAUUUAGUCUUAACGCCACUUCCAAGAACGCGCUGGUGUAGGACAAAAUUAUAUACAAUUUUAUUGAUCUUUUUGAGCAGCAAUUUAUUUUUGUUUUGUUUCCUGUUGUCAAAGUACUGUAGAACUGUCAGGGAAUACUGCUGCGAUUUGUACAGUGUAAGAUGACUUAUUUCUUUGUCAAUAUUUGACUGGACUUAUUCAUCUACGAAGGGCAAGUAAAUGACACUAUUCAUUGUGCAGAAGAGUUGACUGUAAAAAAAAAAAAAAAAGAAUCCUGUAAAUAAUAAAUUAAAACUCAGUAUGUCA
Molecule: messenger RNA, 2649 nt
Organism: Silurus meridionalis
Lineage: Eukaryota; Metazoa; Chordata; Actinopteri; Siluriformes; Siluridae
Gene: tmem165
Product: transmembrane protein 165
Exons: 6
Coding region: 559-1422 (287 amino acids)
Biological process (GO): manganese ion transmembrane transport; Golgi calcium ion homeostasis; Golgi calcium ion transport
Cellular component (GO): Golgi apparatus
Molecular function (GO): calcium ion transmembrane transporter activity; manganese ion transmembrane transporter activity
Source: RefSeq, a predicted model, not a curated record